This is a messenger RNA of Menidia menidia (Atlantic silverside), 2885 nucleotides long. Lineage: Eukaryota; Metazoa; Chordata; Actinopteri; Atheriniformes; Atherinopsidae. The record is from the annotation of a GenBank genome assembly.
AUGAAGGGCAUCUACCAAUGUUCCCUCCGAGUUAAUAUUAGCUACGCUUUCAACCGUGACUGCUCCAUCAUCUCUAUGCUAAUAUCCCAACAGGGGUCAGUUACCAACGGAUCCACAGUACAGUCACAUGUGAAAAUACCGACAGAUGGAAACUCUGCAAGCAUUCCCAAAAGUAAGCUGAACUGCUUGGAUAGAUCUCCAUCUAGCGAAGCAAACAUGGAAAACAACAUCCAGGAGCAACUAAAUCAAUUGGACACAUCCCAUAAUAUGAACCUGCUCUUUUUGGAUCCAUGGAGACCAUGCAGAGGGCAACGUACAGCCAUCAAAGGUUGGCUGGUAAAGCUGAGGCUCUGCUUGGCAACAUUGUGUGGGAUAGAGUGGUAUGGCUACGCAGCUCUGGGCAUUUCGACUGCCCUCCUAAGUUUCCUCAUGGACUUCAGCGUGACAAAGUUGAUAAGAGCUCACUUGUGGCUUUAUAUGAAGCUGGAGGGCAAUGUUCUUCUACAGUUCCUCUGCUGGACUCUCUACCCAGCAUGCCUCUGUGCCUUUGCAUCCUCCUUCUCUCACAACAUUUGUCCCUUCUCCACAGGCUCAGGGAUUCCAGAGGUGAGAACCAUGCUGAAUGGCAUUGAAAUGCCUCAUUACUUGUCUCUCACUAAUAUGUUUACCAAGUUCCUGGGGCUUAUCUGCACACUGGCAGCUGGCAGCACUGUUUUCCUCGGCAAAGUGGGUCCAUUUGUGCAUCUUUCCACCAUGUUAGGAGCUUAUCUGGGCAACCUCUGCAGUCUUACACAAGGCAAAAAGAUGAAAGCAGAAGCAGAAAUGUUGGUAGUAGCUUCUGCUGUGGGGGUGGCCAGCUGCUUUGGAGCUCCGAUUAGUGGUGUGCUGUUCAGUGUGGAGGUGAUGAGCUCUCACUUCGCCCUGAGGCACUACUGCCCGUGUUUCUUCUCGGCCGCCGUCGGGGCGCUGACCUUCCGCCUGUUCUCAGUUUGGAGUGGCGACGGAGAAACUCUUGGGGCCUUAUUCAAAACUAAUUUCCCCACCGCUUUACCUUUCUACCCACUGGAGAUUGUGCUGUUUGCUUUCCUUGGACUGCUGUGUGGGGCAGUGAGCUGCUGCUACCUCUUCUGCCAUCGGUGGAUCCUGCGUUUGACCAAAACCAACCCAUUCCUCCUUAAAGUGCUGAUGACAGAGAAGGGUUUGUACUCUGGCCUGGUGGUUUUCUUUCUGGCUUUGCUGACGUUCCCAUACUCUGCUGGUCAAUACAUGGCUUCUAAGUACACCAUGAAGCAGCUCCUUGCUUCCCUACUGGACAGCAAGCAGUGGAGCCCUCAGUCCCACAAUGCAUCUGUGCAAACGGAGCCAUUGCUGGAGUGGAGCUCAUCUGGGAUUUCCGUCUUCCACUCUUUGGCUUUCUUUCUCCUCAUGAAGAUGUGGAUGUUGGUCCUUGCCUGCACUCUGCCUCUGCCAGCUGGGUACUUCAUGCCAGUGUUUGUCUACGGGGCGGCGAUCGGCCGUUUGCUCGGUGAGGGAGUGGCUUAUCUGUCCUCCACUGAAAGGAUUUCAGGACUGCAAUGGAAAUCUGUAAAUCCUGGAGGCUAUGCACUCGCUGGAGCGGCUGCCUUUUCUGGUGCUGCAACUCACACACUGUCCCCGGUUCUCCUGGCUGUGGAGUUAACUGGCCAGUUCAGUCAUGCUGUCCCCAUCCUCCUGUGCACACUACUGGCCAACGCCCUGGCCCGCCAUGGGAACCGUCCAUCUUUCUACGAUGCCCUCUCUAUCAGCAAGAGGCUCCCACACCUGCCCUCUUUGGGGAAGGCAUGUCCAAGGCUUUCCUCCACACCAAUUGGGCAGAAUUUGGGAACGGGAUGGGUGCGGCUUCAGAAAGCUGCCGGGCCGGCGGAGGUUCAGCUGGCUGUCAACACCUGCACUGAUGCCCAAAUCCCAGUGGUGGACUCACACGAGUCACAGAAGUUACUGGGCUUUGUACUGCGAUCAGAGCUGCAGAUGUUCCUGCGUCACUGCUCAGCUCAGGGUAUGGAGGAAACUCUGGAUGAGGUCUGCUGCAUUCACCCAGCCUCAGUCAUGUUGUCACCUCACACUACAGUCGAGGAGGCCUACAGAGUCUUGAGUUUGUCUGGAGCUCAGUCCUUGUUUGUGGCAGACAAAGGAAGACUGGUUGGGCAUGUCACGUGGGCAGAGAUGAAGCGAAUAAUAGAAAGCUUGGCUGAAGAAAUCUAAGAGGCAUCGCAAAGGAAACAAGGCUUCCCAUGUUUUUAAAGCCCCUAUGAGUGCUCAUAAGUGUGAUUAGAAAGUAACAAAGCCUGGGACUGAUAAUGAAUUUGCUCAUUCACUCCCAAUGAGCCACAAAGUUUGCACAUAAACAAAACUGUCAUAAACUGGUGGUUUAGGUGAUAAACAUUCAUCAGAGCUUAUUGUCUUGCCUUUUCUUGAAAUUAGCAGCAGUGGGAAGAUAACGCUCUCUUGUUCAUUGAUCUGACUUGCCAUCACGAUAAGUGGGUCUCCUAAUUUUCAGUUAGUAUGAACACAAAGCCUGCUGAACUAAAAUCCGUCUUUGUAUCUAUCCUGCUAAAUAACACAGUCGACUCAAUAUCUACUCUGUAAGUGAUAACUCCCCUGUCAUGAUUUUGAACAGUGAGGUCUGAGUUUGAGCUCAGGUUAAGGUCAUCAUUAUAUGUUUGAUUUUCUCUUUUGUGUGUUUUCACAUUUGAAUGUCAUUAUAAAAGGUUAAGAAAGACUCAUAGUUUGGGUUAAAAUACACAGUUUAAAGUCCAGUCUAACCUUUGUAACAGUCAAAAAAUAUAUUACUUUGAAGUUGAACAUCAUAGAUAUAAGCCAACCAUCUAAAUCCUGCUCUGCUAAAU